GAUGAUGGAUUCCAUGAUUCAUGUAAAACUCUUUAAAAACAAAUUUGAAUCCAUUAUCAGAUCUUAUGGUUUUGACAUUAGAUUUAAUUGUUUUUAAUCCGAGUAACACAAUAUUUAACAAGGUUUCUGGUUUCAGAUCAAGUAGAUCUAACAAAAUUUAGUGUGAUCAUCAAUUAUCGCGCGAGGAAGUUUCUAUUGUCUAACAUGGAGGGAACCAAAAAAAAGUCUUCAAAUUUCAUGUGAAUAAUGUCAAAAUAAUUUUUUGAAGAUGUAAUACUAUUAGAAAAAAGAGAGGCAUUUAUGCAUAUAGAAACAUGAAUCAUAGGGUAGAGAAGUCAUCCAAACAAUUUCUUAAAUUAAUAUUAAUGAUGGUUUCAUGAGAGAGGUGGCCAAAGAAAUUCAUUGUAUAGUGGAGUGAUUCAAUUAUGUGUUGGUUGACAUGAGGAUCACCACUUCAACAUUCUCUCACUUUACUUUAAACCAAUUGCUCAACAAUGCCAAAACCAUUGCUCAUCUUAAACAAACUCAUGCACUCUUUCUCAAACUCCUCACUCCAAAACCACCCCAUAGCUUUUUUGAUCGUCUGCUACUUCGGGUUCUUCACUUCAGUGCUGAAAAAUCUAAUCUUUACUAUGCUCACAAACUGUUUGAUACAAUGCCAAACUGCUCCAACUGCUUUCUAUGGACUUCUCUCAUUCGCUCAUUCCUUUCCCAUCAAACCCAUUUUCGUCAUUCUAUUUCCACCUACGCUAGAAUGCAUCAAAACGGGAUUUUGCCGUCUGAGUUCACAUUCUCAUCGGUCCUCAACGCGUGCGGGCGUGUCCCUGCGUUGGUUGAAGGGAAACAAGUGCAUGUGAGAGUGAUGCAGUCAGGGUUUAUUGGUAACAAUAUUGUGCAAACAGCACUUCUUGAUAUGUAUGCGAAAUGUGGCUGUGUGUGUGAUGCACGUGAUGUGUUUGAUGGAAUGGUUGAGAGAGAUGUUGUUGCAUGGACAGCUAUGAUUUGUGGGUAUGCCAAGGUGGGGAGGAUGGUUGAUGCUAGGUUGUUGUUUGAUAAAAUGGGGGAAAGGAAUUCUUUUACUUGGACUACUAUGGUUGCUGGGUAUACAAACUGUGGAGACAUGAAGGCUGCGAAGGAAUUGUAUGAUGUCAUGAGUGGCAAGAACGUGGUCACAGAGGUUGCAAUGAUAGCUGGGUAUGGGAAGUUAGGAAAUGUAAGUGACGCCAAAAGAAUAUUUGAUGGGAUAUCAAUGCCACAUAAUCCAUCAAUCUGUGCAGCAAUGCUGGCUUGUUAUGCCCAAAAUGGAUAUGCAAAGAAAGCUAUUGAGAUGUAUGAGAAAUUGAGACAAGCAAAGAUUAAAAUUACAGAUGUGGCAAUGGUGGGUGCAAUAUCAGCUUGUGCUCAACUUAGGGACAAUAGAAUGUCUAACUCAUUAACAUACCAUAUCGAGGAGGGUCUCUGUGAAAGGACACACAUUGUUUCCAAUGCAUUGAUCCACAUGCACUCAAAGUGUGGAAAUAUAGACUUGGCAUGGAGGGAGUUUAGUAUGAUGAGAUACAGAGAUUUGUAUACUUAUAGUGCAAUGAUUGCAGCUUUUGCGGAGCACGGGAAAUCACAGGAUGCUAUAGAUCUUUUCUUAAAGAUGCAGCAGGAAGGUUUAAAGCCAAACCAAGUUACAUUCGUUGGGGUCCUCAAUGCAUGUAGCGCUUCAGGUCUAAUUGAACAAGGUUGUCGGUUUUUCCAGAUUAUGACUGAGGUUUAUGGUAUUGAGCACUUACCUCAGCACUAUGCUUGCAUGGUUGAUCUUCUUGGUAGGGCCGGCCAAUUGGAAAAAGCAUACAGUCUCAUAAAGGAGAAUUCGGCUUGUGCUGAUGCAACAACUUGGGGUUCUUUAUUAGCAGCUUGCCAAGUUUAUGGAAAUAUGGAGUUGGGUGAGACUGCUGCCAGACAUCUCUUUGAGAUUGACCCUACGGAUUCUGGAAAUUAUGUUCUUCUAGCAAACACUUAUGCAGCAAAUGAUAAAUGGGAGUGUGCAGAAGAAGUUAAGAAGUUGAUAAGUAAAAAUGGAAUGAAAAAACCGUCAGGGUAUAGUUGGAUACAGAGAGAGAUCAAAGGAAAGUAUCAAGAAGAAGCACAUUGCUUGGUAGUUUCAGCCAGUUAGAUAUAUUCUUUUAUGUUUUCCCCGAUUACUUUCUGUCCCGAGUCUAUGAAACACAGACAUCGGGAAAACAACACCAACACUAACACGUCAACACCAAUAAUUAUUUGACACCAACACGGACACUGACACAAACACAUAUACUAACUAGCACUGCUUUGCUUACUUGCCCGUAUGUUCAAAGUUUUUGCCUAUCUUAGAAUAUAAUUAAAAGAAAAUUAUUUUAAAAAAUUUAGAGGAAUUAAGCCAAAAUUCAAGGUCAAAAUAUAUACUCAAGUGUCAUUAAAAAUGUCAUCUUUUAAUUUCUUAAUCAAUGUCUUAAAAGACAUUGGUUACUUAAUAGCAUAUGUAUAAUUUUAUUCAUUUUGUCAGAGUUAGUUGUAGCAGUAUGAAUAACUUUAA
Lathyrus oleraceus (garden pea) is the source of this 2560-nucleotide messenger RNA. Its product is annotated as putative pentatricopeptide repeat-containing protein At5g37570. The transcript has 2 exons. Lineage: Eukaryota; Viridiplantae; Streptophyta; Magnoliopsida; Fabales; Fabaceae. The record is from RefSeq and is a predicted model, not a curated record. Bases 440 to 2161 code for a protein of 573 amino acids. Gene Ontology annotation, molecular function: RNA binding; protein binding. Gene Ontology annotation, biological process: RNA modification.